Aspergillus lentulus is the source of this 885-nucleotide messenger RNA. NCBI's taxonomy places the organism in Eukaryota, Fungi, Ascomycota, Eurotiomycetes, Eurotiales, Aspergillaceae. The record is from RefSeq and is a predicted model, not a curated record.
AUGAAUCUAACUUCAGAUUCGCAGGAAGAUUUACCUUCUCCAGCGGCAGCGGCUGUUCCCCCAAUGGUGACAUCUGGAGGCCGAGUCGCAGUGGUCCCGGUUGUGAGAGAUGGCAAGACAUGUCCGGACGAUACUGACGAAUCCGCUUUUCGAUCCGGGAAUUGCGAAUAUGGCUCCUACUUAGGCACAGUGCCUGGCGGUUAUAAUGACUUCAAAUGUUGCUAUCACGCGGAGCAGAAAGUCUUCCUUCUUUCUGUCCCCGGAGUCGGCGCAUAUGCCAACCACAAGGCCAAAUACAUCUUGGAUGGCCGACCCUGUUGCAGUAUGGGCGAAGAAGCCACUGCAUUCACGGAUAGCAAGCGGUGUGAAUACGGUAAUGCAAUGCUUGGAAUACCAGAUAGUUCCUACCUAACCAAAUGUUGCUGGGAUCCUCAGAGGCAUGAUUUCAACGUCCAUCUGCGGAGCUUCCAUCCUGCUUUCACACAAAAAGUCAACAAAAGUUACUCAAGAAAGAUCUACAAAGGAUUCUGGGGACAUGAAACAGUUGGAAUAGACUUGUUCGACGUCCAAGUGUACGGGUAUUAUCUAGAUAUCAGCUCCAAGAUUUGGGCUGAGGGUGUGAUUGAUUGGCACCAGACUAACACUUUCCGCGUCCAUCUCGACAAGGAAUGGAAAGUCGCAAAGAACUGGUACCCAGGCUCCAAAGAAACUGGACAUAUCUCGAUCGACGUUUUGACGAGAGUGAACAAGGAUAAUAGCGUUGACGUGAAAGGUCAUAUCACAGGAACAGGUCUCAUCUUCGGUAGGCUGGAGGAAACGGUUGGGCCCUUCACAAUUGACACGAAGGAGUUGAAAGAUGCUUUGCGGUACUUGCCAAAAUGCUGA